CAUUUCGCCCAAUCUGUGUUACCAGCAGCAACAGAGAGAAUCGGGCUCGCAUUCAUAGGUGUCAUUGGCACAGAGCGGAGCGCUGGCUGUCAUCCUCAACAAAGGAAUGGUUUGAGCGCACUGUCUCCAUGGUGAUGCCGUGUAUCAGACAUAUAUCAGCCAUAGGUUGUGCCAUGCAUUCAAGGAAUACGUGAAUCGUGUGUGCCAGAAGAAGCCUUUUGCGCCAGUGUGCGCAUUUGGAGAGGCGCAUCAGCCGUGAUCAGACUGCAGCCUUACUGGAUCAUCGGACCUUGCUUUUGCAUUUUAUUUGCUUUUUUGUUUCUGGAUUUCCCCCCCCCCCUGUGAAAUAUAAUGUUGCGCGUCGCAGCUGGCAGGCUGCUUGUCGGAUUGUUCUUUUUGGGGGUUUUACACAGUUUGGAGGUGGUGCUUCCAGCAAGGGCAAUAGAUGCUCCAAAAACCUGCAGCCCCAAGCAAUUUGUUUGCAGGGAUCAGGUGACGUGUAUCUCCAAAGGCUGGCGGUGUGACGGGGAGAAGGACUGCCCGGACGGAUCGGACGAGGCCCCAGAUGUCUGUCCUCAUAACCGUGUGUCGCGGUGUCCUCCCAAUGAGCAUCAGUGUCUGGGUUCAGACCUGUGUGUUCACAUGAGCAAACUGUGUAACGGCGUCCCUGACUGCACUGACGGAGGAGACGAGGGGCCGCACUGCAGAGAACUGGCGCUCAACUGUACUCUCACUGGUUGCCAGGACAACUGUGCUGUCACACGCUCCGGCCCCAUGUGCUACUGCAAGAGCGGCUAUGAGAUCAGCCAGGACGGAAAGAACUGUAAAGAUUUUGAUGAGUGUACGGUGUACGGCACCUGCAGUCAGACGUGCACAAACACAGACGGCUCAUACACCUGCUCCUGUGUGGAAGGUUAUCUUGUCCAACCAGACAACCGCUCCUGCAAGGCCAAGAACGUGCCUGUGGAUCGUCUCCCCGUGUUAGUGAUUGCGAACUCUCAGAACAUCCAGAUCACGUCUCUAAGCGGCUCCAGCAGCCCAUCACACAUAAGCACAAAACAGACCACAGCCAUGGACUUCCUGUACGCGCAGGAAACGGUGUGCUGGAUCAAUGUGGGCGACUCCCCUGCGGGCACACUUCUGAAGUGCGCUAAGAUAACAGGACUCAAGAGCUUCACAGAUGAGAGAACCAUCAACAUCUCCCUCAGCUUACACCAUGUAGAGCAGAUGGCAAUCGACUGGCUUACGGGAAACUUCUACUUUGUUGACGACGUGGAUGAUCGAAUCUUUGUAUGUGAUAAGGAUGGAACCACAUGUGUGACACUGUUGGAUCAAGAACUAUACAACCCUAAAGGCAUCGCUCUGGAUCCAACCAUGGGAAAGGUUUUCUUCACUGACUACGGGCAGAUCCCAAAGGUGGAACGAUGUGACAUGGAUGGACAGAACCGAACAAAGUUGGUGGACAGUAAAAUUGUCUUCCCACACGGCAUCACCCUGGACUUGGUCAACCGGUUGGUCUACUGGGCUGAUGCUUAUCUGGACUACAUCGAGGUAGUGGACUAUGAGGGCAAAAACAGACACACCAUCAUUCAAGGACUGUUGAUUGAGCAUCUUUAUGGGCUCACAGUGUUUGAGAACUAUCUAUAUGCCACAAACUCAGACAAUGCCAACAUGCAGCCUAAGACCAGCGUGAUCCGUGUCAAUCGAUUCAACAGUUCAGAUUAUCAAGUGGUCACCCGUGUGGACAAGGGAGGAGCUCUACAUGUUUACCACCAGAGACGCCAGCCCCCUGUGCGGAGUCACGCCUGUGAGCCGGAUCAAUUUGGGAAAGCUGGAGGUUGUUCAGACAUCUGUCUGUUGGGCAACAGCCACAAGAGUCGGACGUGUCGCUGUCGGUCUGGCUUUAGCCUGGGCAACGAUGGCAAAUCAUGCAAGAAGCCUGAGCAUGAGUUAUUCCUGGUGUACGGGAAGGGUCGUCCGGGCGUUAUCCGUGGUAUGGACAUCAACCCUAAAGUUCAGGAUGAAUACAUGAUCCCCAUCGAGAACCUGAUGAACCCUCGAGCUCUGGACUUCCAUGCACAGAGUAACUUCAUCUACUUCGCUGACGCCACCAGCUAUCUGAUUGGCCGACAGAAGAUUGAUGGCACGGAAAGAGACAUCAUCCUUAAAGAGGGUAUUCACACUGUUGAAGGAAUCGCUGUGGACUGGAUGGCCAAUAAUCUCUACUGGACAGAUGAUGGUCCCAAGAAGACCAUCAGUGUUGCUCGGCUCGAGAAAGCUUCUCAGACCAGGAAGACUCUCAUUGAGGGCAAGAUGACCCAUCCUCGAGCGAUUGUGGUGGACCCUCGGCACGGCUGGAUGUACUGGACUGACUGGGAGGAGGACCCAAAGGAGAGCAAGCGAGGGAAGAUUGAGAGGGCCUGGAUGGACGGAACCAACCGGAACGUUCUGCUGACCUCUAAGACGGUUCUGUGGCCCAACGGCCUGAGUCUGGACAUCCCUCAGGGCAUCCUGUACUGGGUGGAUGCUUAUUACGACAGAAUCGAGAUGGUCUAUCUCAACACCACUGCACGCAAGACGGUUUAUGACGGACAGGAACUGAACCAUGCCUUCGGUCUGUGCCACUACAAAAACUUCCUGUUCUGGAAUGAGUACCGCAGCGGCAGCAUCUAUAAACUGGACCAAAACACCAAAACGGUCACUUUGCUACGCAACGAACGGCCACCCAUCUUCGAGAUCCGCAUGUACGAUGCCCAACAGCAGCUAGGAAGUAAUGCGUGUAGAGCAAACAACGGCGGCUGUAGUAGUCUGUGUUUAGCCACUCCCACUGGCAGGUCAUGUGCCUGUGCUGAGGACCAAUUACUGGAUCCCGCAGACAACAUCAGCUGUAAAGCGAACCCAUCGUACAUUCCCCCUCCGCAGUGUCAGCCAGGAGAGUUCGCCUGUAAGAAUAACCGCUGUAUUCAAGACCGCUGGAAAUGCGACGGAGAUAAUGACUGUCUGGACAACAGCGACGAGACCGCUGAACUGUGCCAUCAGCACACAUGCCCUGCAGAUCGCUUCAAGUGUCAGAAUAACCGCUGUAUCCCCAUGCGCUGGCUGUGUGAUGGAGACAACGACUGCGGCAACGAUGAAGACGAGUCUAACACUACAUGCUCAGCUCGGACGUGUCCUCCUAAUCAGUACUCGUGUGCCAGUGGCCGCUGUAUUCCCAUCUCCUGGACAUGUGACCUGGAUGAUGACUGCGGGGAUCGCUCCGAUGAGCCUGCGUCCUGCGCAUACCCAACCUGUUUCCCGCUCACUCAGUUCACCUGUAAUAACGGACGCUGUAUCAACAUCAACUGGCGCUGUGAUAACGACAAUGACUGUGGUGAUAACAGUGAUGAAGCCGGCUGUAGUCAUUCAUGCUCCAGCGCUCAGUUUAAAUGUAACAGCGGUCGCUGUAUACCCGACUACUGGACCUGCGACGGAGACAACGACUGUGGUGACUACAGUGACGAGACCCACGCCAACUGCACUAACCAGGCAACCCGUCCUCCCGGUGGCUGUCACACAGAUGAGUUCCAGUGUCGUGUGGAUGGGUUAUGUAUUCCCCUCCGCUGGCGGUGUGAUGGAGACACUGACUGCAUGGAUCUGAGCGAUGAGAAGAACUGCGAGGGAGUAACGCACAUGUGUGAUCCAGCAGUGAAGUUUGGCUGUAGGGACUCUGCACGGUGUAUCAGUAAGGCUUGGGUGUGUGAUGGUGACAGUGACUGUGAAGAUAACUCAGAUGAAGAUAACUGCGAGGCGCUGGUGUGUAAACUCUCCCAUCACGUGUGUGCUAAUGACACUAGCAUUUGUCUGCCUGCCGAGAAACUCUGUGAUGGCAAAGACGACUGUCCUGACGGCUCCGAUGAGAAACUCUGUGAUCUUUGUUCUCUGGACAAUGGUGGCUGCAGUCAUAACUGUACAGUGGCCCCGGGUGAAGGCAUUCUGUGCUCGUGCCCACUGGGCAUGGAACUGGGCAGUGACAACAAGACGUGUCAGAUCCAGGGCUUCUGUGCCAAACACCUGAAGUGCAGCCAGCGCUGUGAACAGGAUAAGUUUAAUGUGAAGUGCUCCUGUUAUGAUGGCUGGGCUCUCGAACCCGACAUGGAGAGCUGCAGGAGCACAGAUCCAUUUAAACCCUUCAUCAUCUUCUCCAACCGUCAUGAGAUCCGACGGAUUGAUCUUCACAAAGGAGAGUUCAGCGUGUUAGUGCCAGGCCUGAGGAACACCAUCGCUCUCGACUUCCACCUCAACGAGAGCUCGCUCUAUUGGACUGAUGUUGUUGAGGACAAAAUUUACCGUGGGAAGCUGUCAGAGAAUGGUGCACUGACAAGUUUUGACGUGGUGAUCCAGUAUGGAUUAGCUACUCCUGAGGGUCUGGCUGUAGACUGGAUCGCUGGAAACAUCUACUGGGUGGAGAGUAACCUAGAUCAGAUUGAGGUGGCCAAACUGGACGGUACGAUGCGCACCACUCUACUAGCUGGAGAUGUGGAGCAUCCACGAGCCAUCGCUCUGGACCCCAGAGAGGGAAUCCUAUUCUGGACAGACUGGGACGCCAGCAUGCCCAGGAUCGAGGCUGCGUCCAUGAGUGGACAUGGCAGACGCACGAUCCAUAAGGAGACUGGCAGUGGAGGAUGGCCCAACGGACUGACUGUGGACUACCUGGAGCGCCGCAUUCUGUGGAUAGAUGCCAGAUCUGAUGCAAUCUAUUCAGCCAAGUAUGAUGGGUCAGGACUGAUCGAGGUGCUCAGAGGACACGAGUAUCUCUCGCAUCCGUUCGCUGUGACGAUGUACGGAGGAGAGGUUUACUGGACAGAUUGGCGCACAAACACACUGGCCAAAGCCAACAAAUGGACAGGAAACAAUGUCACUGUGGUUCAGAGAACAAACACACAACCUUUCGAUCUGCAGGUAUACCACCCAUCAAGACAACCGCAAGCACCGAACCCGUGUGCUGCUAACGGUGGUUUGGGUCCAUGUUCUCACCUGUGCUUGAUCAACUAUAAUCAGACGUUCUCCUGCGCUUGUCCUCACCUCAUGAGACUGAGUGAAGACAACCACACCUGCUACGAGUCACGUCAGUUCCUGCUGUAUGCCCGUCAGAUUGAGAUAAGAGGAGUGGACAUCUAUAAUCCAUACUACAACUACAUCAUCUCCUUCACCGUCCCUGACAUCGACAACGUCACGGUUGUGGAUUAUGACGCUCUGGAGAAGCGUAUCUAUUGGUCGGAUGUUCGGACUCAGACCAUCAAGAGGGCCUUCAUCAACGGCACAGGAAUAGAGACAGUGGUGUCUGCAGAUAUUCCCAACGCACAUGGUCUGGCGGUGGACUGGGUUUCACGUAAUCUCUUCUGGACCAGCUAUGACGGCAAUAAGAAACAGAUUAACGUGGCCAGACUGGAUGGCUCCUUCAAAAACGCUGUUAUUCAGGGCCUGGACAAGCCCCACUGCCUCGUACUGCAUCCUAUACUGGGGAAGCUGUACUGGACUGAUGGCGAUAACAUCAGUAUGGCCAACACUGACGGCACGAACCGUACCGUGAUCUUCACCAAUCAGAAAGCUCCAGUGGGUCUGUCCAUAGACUUUGACAUGGAGCAGCUGUACUGGAUCAGCUCAGGAAACAGCACCAUUAACCGCUGCAAGCUGGACGGAUCAGAAUUGGAGGUGUUAGACGCCGUCAAAGGCAAACUGAACAAAGCCUCUGCGCUGGCUAUCAUGGGUGAUAAGCUGUGGUGGGCGGAUCAAGGCACGGAUCAGAUCGGCACGUGUGAUAAGAGUGAUGGAGGAGACUGGAAGGUCUUGAGAAACAGCACAUCUCCCAUGAUGCACAUGAAGGUCUACAAUGAGACUGUGCAGACAGGUUCAAACAUGUGCAGUAACAACAAUGGUGACUGCUCUCAGCUGUGUCUGCCCACAUCUCCCUCCAGCCGCUCCUGCAUGUGCACCGCAGGAUACAGCCUGAGGAGCGGACAGCAGUCCUGUGAGGGUGUGGGUUCAUUCCUGCUGUACUCUGUUCAUGAGGGCAUUAGAGGAAUCCCGCUGGACCCCGCAGACAAGUCCGAUGCCCUUGUACCGGUUUCAGGCACAUCUCUCGCCGUCGGGAUCGAUUUUCAUGCCGAUAACGACACCAUCUACUGGGUUGACAUGGGUUUGAGCACCAUUAGCAGAGCUAAGAGAGAUCAGACGUGGAGAGAAGAUGUCAUCACUAACGGCAUCGGGCGCGUGGAGGGCAUCGCUGUCGACUGGAUCGCCGGAAACAUCUAUUGGACAGACCAGGGCUUUGAUGUGAUUGAGGUGGCCAGAUUAAAUGGCUCGUUUAGAUAUGUGGUCAUCUCCCAAGGACUGGACAAACCUCGGGCCAUUACUGUACAUCCUGAGAAAGGGUAUCUGUUUUGGACGGAGUGGGGUCAGUAUCCACGCAUAGAAAGAUCUCGUCUGGAUGGAUCUAAUCGAGCCGUGCUGGUGAACGUCAGCAUUAGCUGGCCCAACGGCAUCUCCAUUGACUAUCAGGAAGAUAUGCUGUACUGGUGUGACGCACGUACGGAUAAGAUCGAGCGCAUUAACUUGGAGACGGGGGAGAACAGAGAGGUGGUGCUGUCCAGCAACAACAUGGACAUGUUCUCCGUAUCUGUGUUUGAAAGCUACAUAUACUGGAGUGACCGGACUCAUGCAAAUGGUUCUAUAAAGCGCGGCAGUAAAGACAAUGCAACAGAUUCAGUAAGUCUGAGGACGGGCAUCGGCGUCCAACUCAAAGACAUCAAGGUUUUUAACAGAGCUCGACAGCAAGGAACUAAUGUCUGCAAGAACAAAAACGGUGGCUGCCAACAGCUCUGUCUUUACCGUGGUAACGGUCAGCGAACAUGUGCUUGCGCUCACGGUCAGCGAACGGUCAGUUGCCGUGACUAUGACGGAUACCUUGCGCUACUAAAGAGUGGGCACUUAUCAGACGAAAACAACCUAAACGCACCCAUCAAACCGUUCGAAGACCCCGACCACAUGAAAAACGUCAUCGCGCUAACGUUGUACCGUGGAGGAGGCGGAAAAGGGGCCAAUCGGAUCUUCUACAGCGACAUCCACUUUGGGAAUAUUCAACAGAUCAAUGACGACGGGUCAGAUCGGAAGACAGUGGUUGAGAACGUUGGGUCAGUAGAAGGCUUGGCGUAUCACAGAGCCUGGGACACUUUAUACUGGACCAGUUACACCACGUCCACCAUCACCCGUCACACUGUAGACCAGAGCCGCUGGGGGGCUUUCGAUCGGGACAACGUAGUGACCAUGUCAGGAGAUGACCACCCGCGGGCCUUCGUCCUGGAUGAAUGUCAGAACUUGAUGUUUUGGACCAACUGGAAUGAGCAGUCUCCCAGUAUCAUGCGUGCUCAGCUGUCUGGUGCCAACGUCCUUGUGAUCAUCGGCAGUGACAUUCGCACUCCUAAUGGACUCGCCAUCGACCAUCGUGCUGAGAAGCUCUAUUUCUCGGAUGCUACGCUUGAUAAGAUCGAGCGUUGCGAGUAUGACGGCACCCAUCGUUAUGUGGUUCUGAAGAACGAGCCAGUGCAUCCCUUCGGUUUGGCCGUGUACGGUGACCACAUCUUCUGGACAGACUGGGUCCGCAGAGCUGUCCUCAGAGCCGACAAAUAUGUUGGAGGAGACAUGAAGGUGUUAAGAGCUGAUAUCCCACAACAGCCCAUGGGGAUCGUCGCUGUGGCCAACGACACAAAUAGCUGUGAGUUCUCGCCCUGUCGGGUGAAUAAUGGCGGCUGUCAGGAUCUGUGUCUGCUCACAUCAGAUGGACGGGUCAACUGUAGCUGCCGCGGAGAGAGGAAACUGCUGGAGGACAACACCUGCAUAGCUCAGAACACGUCAUGCAGCAGUAUGGACGACUUUGAGUGUGGGAAUGGAGACUGCAUCAAAUACACACUCACCUGUGACGGCAUGGCCCACUGCAAAGACAAGUCAGAUGAGAAGCAGUCCUACUGCACUAACCGUGUGUGUAAGAAGGGCUAUAAGCGCUGUGUGAACGGACGCUGUGUCGGACACAGUUCCUGGUGUAACGGCCGGGAUGAUUGCGGCGAUAACUCUGACGAACUCUUCUGUAAUGCAACCCUGUGCACGGCGGAUCAGUUUCAGUGCAGAGGCGGAUCAUGUGUGUCAAACUCCAGUCGCUGUAAUCAGGUGCUGGACUGUGAGGACGCCAGCGAUGAAAUGAACUGCUUGGCUUCUGAUUGUUCCAGUUAUUUCCGUCUGGGUGUGAAAGUCGACACCUAUCAGCGGUGUGAGUUCACUACACUGUGUUACGCUCCGUCAUGGGUCUGUGACGGCGCUAAUGACUGCGGAGACUAUUCAGAUGAGACCAACUGCCCAGAUAAGAAAAAGAGAAAAUGUCCAUCAAACUUCUUCGCUUGUCCCAACGGUCGCUGUAUCCCCAUGAGCUGGACCUGCGACAAGGAGAACGACUGUGAGAACGGAGAUGACGAGGCACACUGUGAUAAGUUCUGCUCAGCGACGCAGUUUGAGUGCGGGAAUCAUCGCUGUAUUUCCAGCAGCUGGGUGUGUGACGGAGCGGACGACUGUGGAGAUGGAACAGAUGAGGACAGCAGAUGCAAGAAUAAAACGUGCAGUGCAGACGCGUUCCAGUGUCCCGACUCACACAAGUGUGUCCCGCAGCGCUGGGUGUGUGACGGCGACAGAGACUGUCCGGACGGAGCCGACGAGAGUGUGAAGGCCGGCUGUGUGUUCAAUAACACGUGUAAAGCAGGAGAGUUCAUGUGCCAGAACAGACAGUGUAUCCCAAAACACUUUGUGUGUGACCAUGACAACGACUGCGGUGACGGAUCCGAUGAAUCUCAGGAGUGCGAGUAUCCUGCAUGUAAGGCCAAUGAGUUCCGCUGUGACAACGGCCGCUGCCUGAUCCAGAAGUCAUGGGAGUGUGACGGAGAGUUUGACUGCCACGAUCACUCAGACGAAGCUCCCAAAAACCCCCACUGUGACGGCUCUGAGAAGAAGUGUAAUGACACAGCAUACGCAUGUGGGAACGGUAAAUGCAUCAGUGAGACGUUACUGUGCAAUCGCAACGAUGACUGCGGCGAUGGAACGGAUGAGCUGAACUGCUUCAUUAAUGAAUGUCUGAACAGUAAACUGAGCGGCUGCUCUCAGCUGUGUGAGGACCUGAAGAUCGGAUUCAAGUGCAGAUGCCGCCCUGGCUUUAGACUGAAGGAUGAUGGGAAGACCUGUGUGGAUGUGGACGAGUGCUCCACCACGUAUCCCUGCACACAGCACUGCAUCAACACUCACGGCAGCUUCCGCUGUCUGUGUGUGGACGGCUUCCAGCUGAGCCCCUCCGACCCCACGGUCUGCAAGUCCACCUCUGACAAGAAGCCAUUCCUCAUCUUUGCCAACCGUUAUUACUUGAGAAAGCUCAACUUGGAUGGCUCAAACUACACACUAUUAAAGCAGGGUCUGAACAAUGCUGUUGCAUUAGACUUCGACUACAGGCAGCAGAUGAUCUAUUGGACAGAUGUCACGACUCAGGGUAGCAUGAUACGACGCAUGCACAUCAACGGCAGCAACGUUCAGGUUCUCCAUCGCACGUCUCUCAGCAACCCUGAUGGUCUGGCUGUUGAUUGGGUCGGUGGUAACCUGUACUGGUGUGAUAAGGGACGGGACACUAUUGAGGUGUCGAAGCUGGACGGAGCAUACAGGACUGUUCUGGUCAACACGGGACUGAAGGAGCCCAGAGCUGUAGCUGUGGACGUCCGCAAUGGGUACCUGUACUGGUCUGACUGGGGUGAUAAUCCUCAUAUCGGGCGCAUUGGGAUGGAUGGCGCCAACAGGAGUGUGAUCAUACAGGACAAGAUAACCUGGCCCAACGGUCUCACUCUGGACUUCAUCAAUGAUCGCAUCUACUGGGCAGACGCCAGAGAGGACUACAUCGAGUUUGCCAGCUUAGACGGAUCCAAUAGGCACACUGUUUUGAGUCAGGACAUCCCGCACAUAUUCGCAAUGACUCUUUUUGAGGAGUACAUCUACUGGACAGACUGGGAAACCAAGUCAAUCAACAGAGCUCACAAAACACAGGGAACCAACAAGACCAUGCUGAUCAGCACCCUACACAGACCCAUGGACAUCCACAUCUACCACCCCUACAGACAACCAGAGGUCACGAAUCACCCGUGUCAGACAGACAACGGCGGCUGCAGUAACUUGUGUUUGCUGUCUCCGGGUGGUGGUUAUAAAUGUGCCUGUCCCAAUAACUUCUACCUGGCUGCUGAUGGGAAACAGUGCAUGUCUAACUGCACCGCCAGCCAGUUUGUCUGCAAGAAUGACAAAUGUAUCCCGUUCUGGUGGAAGUGUGACACUGAGGACGACUGUGGCGACCGAUCGGACGAGCCUGCCGACUGCCCUGAGUUUAAAUGCAGACCGGGUCAGUUCCAGUGCGGCACUGGUAUCUGUACAAACCCAGCGUACAUCUGUGAUGGAGACAACGACUGCCAGGAUAACUCUGAUGAGGCCAACUGCGAUAUCCACGUGUGUUUGCCCAGUCAGUUUAAAUGCACCAAUCCCAGCCGCUGUAUUCCAGGAAUAUUCCGCUGUAACGGCCAGGACAACUGUGGAGAAGGAGAGGAUGAGAAAGACUGCCCGGAGGUGACGUGCGCACCGAACCAGUUCCAGUGCACCAUAACCAAGCGCUGUAUCCCGCGUGUGUGGGUGUGCGACCGUGAUAAUGACUGCGUCGAUGGAUCCGACGAACCCGCCAACUGCACUCAGAUGACGUGUGGUGUGGAUGAAUUCCGCUGUAAAGACUCCGGCCGCUGUAUCCCGGCGCGCUGGAAAUGUGACGGAGAGGACGACUGCGGCGACUCCUCAGAUGAGCCUAAAGAGGAGUGCGAUGAGAGGACGUGUGAGCCGUAUCAGUUCCGCUGUAAAAACAAUCGCUGUGUUCCCGGCCGCUGGCAGUGUGACUACGACAAUGACUGUGGUGACAAUUCGGACGAGGACAAGUGUGUGCCCAGGCAGUGCUCUGAGAGUGAGUUCGCCUGCACCAGCGGCCGCUGUAUCGCUGGCAGAUGGAAGUGUGAUGGAGACCAUGACUGCGCCGACGGAUCUGAUGAGAAUGGCUGUGAUGUGAAGUGUGAUAAUGACCAGUUUCAGUGUAAGAACGGUCACUGUAUCCCGUUCCGCUGGAGGUGUGACGCUGAUACCGACUGCAUGGAUGGCAGUGACGAGGAGAACUGUGACACUGGAGUGGGUCGAUUCUGCCCCCUGGAUGAGUUUCAAUGUAAUAACACUCUGUGUAAGCCGCUGGGCUGGAUGUGUGAUGGCGAGGACGACUGCGGAGACAACUCAGACGAGAACCCAGACGUGUGCAAGAGAUUCCAGUGUCCUUCCACCAGACAGUUCAGAUGCCAUAAUGACCGAGUGUGUCUGCCAGUGUCUAAACAAUGUGACGGUGUUGACAACUGCGGAGACAACAGUGAUGAACUCAACUGCCAAACUCCUGCCCCUGCGGUCUGUGGAAAGGGCGAGUUUACAUGCAGUAGCGGGAAGUGUAUCAGUAUUAACCUACGCUGCAAUUUCUUCAAUGACUGUGAGGACUAUGGCUCUGAUGAGAUCAACUGCAACAAGAAAGAUUCAGGCCUGAAUGAAUGCCGUCACAACCGCAGUAUGUGUGGAGAUGAAGGUCAUUGUGUGGUGAACGGAACCGACUCGUUCUGCUCCUGCAGACACGGCUUCCAGAAAACACACCUGCAAACCUGCACAGAUGUGAACGAGUGCAAGCGGUUCGGGAUCUGCUCUCACAUCUGUAACAACACGAAAGGCUCCCACAAAUGCAGCUGCUCCAAGAACUUCAUCAGAGUGAACGACACCUGCAAGGCUGACAGCAGUGACAAACAAGCUCUGUACGUGGCAGAUGAUAAUGAAAUUCGGAGUUUGUAUCCUGGAAUGCAAAAUUGGAUAUAUGAACAGGCCUUCCAAGGAGAUGCCAACGUACGCAUCGACGCCAUGGACCUGCACAUCAAAUCCAAACGGAUCUUUUGGACCAACUGGCACACGGGCAGGAUCUCAUCUUUCGAGCAGCCGUCUGCUGGACCCGCUUCGCCAAACUCGAACCGCAACCGCAGGCAGACGGACUCCAGAGUCACUGAUCUAGAGAUCCCUGGUCUGAAGAUGCCCCGUGGGAUUGCUGUGGACUGGGUGGCCAACAACAUCUACUGGACAGACUCUGGUCGGGAUGUCAUUGAGGUGGCACAGAUGAACGGACGCAAUCGUAAGACCCUCAUCUCGGGCAUGAUUGACGAGCCCUACGCCAUCGUGGUGGACCCACAGAGAGGCACCAUGUACUGGGCCGACUGGGGAAACCACCCUAAGAUUGAGACAGCUGCUAUGGACGGGACCAUGAGAGAGACGCUGGUGCAUGAAAACAUCCAGUGGCCCACAGGUCUAGCUGUGGAUUACUUCAAUGAGCGUCUGUACUGGGCUGAUGCUAAACUCUCGGUUAUUGGGAGCGUCAGACUGAAUGGCACAGAUCCGGUCAUAGCUGUCACCAGCCUUAAAAACAAUUUGCACCACCCUUUCAGCAUCGACAUCUUUGAGGAUUUCAUAUAUGGUGUGACCUACCACAACAAUUUUGUCUUCCGUGUCAACAAGUUUGGCAAGAGUUCAGUUGAGCAUCUGACCACAGGAAUGAACCACGCUACAGAUCUGGUCCUGUACCACCCGUACAAACAGCCAGAGAUGACCAACCCAUGUGACAGGAAGAAAUGUGAGUGGUUGUGUCUGCUCAGCCCCAGCGGCCCAGUCUGCAUGUGUCCCAAUGGCAGAAUACUGGACAAUGGUACCUGUGUGGAGGUGCCGACCCCGACACUGUCCCCUGUCUCUCCGAGUGGCACUUGCAGUCUGCUGUGUCUUAAUGGUGGUACUUGUGUCCUGAAUGCCAGAAAACAACCCAAAUGCCGCUGUCAGCCCAACUAUGGAGGAGAGAGAUGUGAGCUAAACCAGUGCAGAGACUACUGCCAGAACGGAGGAACCUGCACCGCAUCGCCCACAGGAGCUCCGACUUGCCGUUGUCUGGCAGGCUUCACAGGACCCAACUGUAACCAGCGCACAUGUGAGAACUACUGUAAGAACGGAGGAAACUGCACAGUUAACCGUGGAAACCAGCCAACCUGCAGCUGCGUGGCAGACUUCCUCGGAGACCAGUGCCAAUAUCGGACGUGUGAUGGAUUCUGUGAUCAUGGAGGGACAUGCAUGCAGUCCAGCGAUGGGUCGAGACAAUGUCGCUGCCCUCCACGCUUCAUCGGAAACAACUGUGAAGUGGACAAAUGCCACUAUUGCCGUGAUGGCAAGUGUAUUCCCACCAACAUCUACCAGCCUCAUGGAGACGUUACAUGCAGGUGUACCAGUGGCAGAAUCCAGCCAAGCUGUUACACGUGUGAAGGAUACUGUGCUAAUGGCCAGUGCUCUCUUAGCACCACAAACCUCCCGCAGUGCAAGUGUCCUCUUGGAUGGGAGGGUCAUCGCUGUGAUAAUCCUGCCUCCACUGGAAAUGCUGAAUCCAGUGGCCGAACAGCUUCAAUAGUUAUUCCAUUGAUUUUGCUGAUACUGCUGGUGUUGCUGAUUGGAGGAGCAGUAUUAUGGUACAGAAAACGAAUGAGAGGGCUUGGCAAAUCCCACUCCAAACGACCGCGAGCCAAAGGCUUUCAACAUCAGAGAAUGACAAAUGGCGCUAUGAAUGUUGAGAUCGGGAACCCAGCCUAUAAAAUAUAUGAAGGAGAGCAAGAUGACGACGUUGGAGAACUGCUAGACGCUGACUUCACACUGGAUCCCGACAAACCGACCAACUUCACGAAUCCCGUGUAUGCUACUCUGUACAUGGGAGCGCACAACAGCCGCAAUUCCCUGGCCAGUACAGAUGAGAAGAAGGAGCUGCUGUCACGGGGUGACGAGGAGCCGCUGGUGGACCCGCUGGCUUAGACCGGCAAUCAGUUCGGUCCAUUCAUGGAAAAUACCAUUUGCCUUUUUGAGAAAAAGAAAAAAGAAGAAAAAAGAAAACAUGAAGAAAAUCAAUGAUUAAGUGUUAACACUGUAUAAAAUGUACAAAAAUGAAGGACUACUUUUGUAUGUGAUUGCAGUAUUAUAUUUUGUUCUUUUCCAAUUCUUCUGGUCACAACAAAACAUCACAAGAACAAAAGAUGCAUUUUCUAAAAAAAAAAAAAAAGAUGCAGUUUUUGGUUUAAAUUUUUAGGUCACCUCCCUUUUACCUUAAUAGCCACUACCUCUGUGCAAUAUGGAGUCAAAAAGAAAAAGAGAUUGGAACAAUGACAUUUUUUUAUUUUUGUAUGAGAUGUAUAGAGAAAAAUGUUGUUCCAUCAGUAAUGCCAACUGUUUGUUGUAUGUUUGACUGUGUGGAGAGGGCAACUUUGACAUGGAACCAGUGUUUGCUUUAAACUUACUACAAUGUCAAGCAGAUGUUAUCAGAUUUAUGUGCCAGUUUUACUACUCCCAUUGUAAGUUCAUAAUUAUUUAUAAGGAUAAUCAGUUUCUCAUGCACAGAUCCAAACCAUUGCAAUAUUACUUAUGCUUAUUACAAACUUUUACAGAACAGAUUUUUUAAAGUGAGAAUGUCAGUGUUGUAGAUUUGGACACACUUGACUGAAAUGUUUCUCAUGAUCUUAAAAACCUUUUGAUCGAAAGGCUUCUGCUUAACUGCUUGAAAUUAGUUUUAUAGACAACAAUAAAUUGUGCCUAUGUAUGAAUCUCUUUACAAAACUAAACAUCUUUGUUCAAAUGUAAAAAAUAAAAUGAAAUGGGUGAGUUGGAACAGAUAGCGAAGGAAAAGCAGCACACGUGGAAUCUAGACGAUAUGAAAGAGUUAACAUUUUUUGGUCACUACAUAUUUGCCAUAUUUCAGUUUCACAUUUUAGAUUAAUAGUAAAGAAUGAGUAGGUGUGUCCUAACUUUUGACUGGUACUGUAUUUAUUUUCAGAUGAAUGAAGUGAAGUGUGGGUAAUUGAAAGAGAAAGCUGCUUACAAGUGAAUCCCAAAACAAUCGAAGGCACAUUUGUGCACUGGUUGUAGUGACGCGUGUUUUGAGCACCUUUAAACCUGAAGAGGGUUUACGACAGAAGAAAGUGAAUUUUUACACUUGUUUAUAUAUGUUUUUAAAAUGUCACAGUUAAAGAUGAAAAACUGAUGUGUUCUAAUAUUGACACACUUUCAUCUCGUCUUUUGUAAUCUUCCUCUGAAAUAUAUCAUCCAUCAUGUUGCUUAUACUUUUAAAAUGUACACCUUUUUUCUCAGUAAAUCCAUAUUUUCCUGCUCAGCUGGUUGCUGA
This is a messenger RNA of Megalobrama amblycephala (Wuchang bream), 15358 nucleotides long. RefSeq names its product low density lipoprotein receptor-related protein 1Aa (gene lrp1aa). Gene Ontology annotation, molecular function: calcium ion binding; protein binding. NCBI's taxonomy places the organism in Eukaryota, Metazoa, Chordata, Actinopteri, Cypriniformes, Xenocyprididae. The record is from RefSeq and is a predicted model, not a curated record.